CCCGCACUCGCGCCCGCGCCCGGCCGAGACCUCAGCGCCAGCGCCGACAACAGCACGCGGUGGCCUUACGGCCCCUUUAGCACGCGCGGGCGGGACAUUGUCAACUCCCGCGGCGACGUCAUCACCUGGGCUGGUGUUAAUUGGCCGAUGAGUGGCGAGAGCAUGGUGCCAGAGGGCCUCGAGUGGGCAUCGGCAGACGAUAUUCUCGACAUGGUGGCCAGCGUGGGCUGGAACGUCAUCCGCAUGGGCUACGCGAUCCAGAUGGUCGACGAGAUCUACGACAACGGUGGGGCGGACGUGACGCUACUGGCGGCCAUGACGGCGGCGCUGGGGGCAGCCAACGGCACGCGCGUGACUAACGCCAUCGUGGCUAAGAACCCCAUCUGGACGGCGCAGACGACGCGGUUCAAGCUGUGGUCGGACCUGGCGCGCAUCGCCGCCGCCAAGCGCAUCCUCAUCCACCCGGACGUGCACGUCAGCAAGGCGCAGUGGUGCUGCUCGCACACGGACGGCAACGCCUGGUUCAAGGACGCCAACUUCAACACGACGACCUGGCGCCGCGGCCUGGCCUACGUCGCCGCCUGGGCCCGCAACCACACCAACGUCGUGUCCAUGUCGCUGCGCAACGAGCUGCGCGAGAGCUACGCCGCGCCCGCGCUGGGCUACAACUGGCAGACCUUCGUCAGCAACAUGUCGGCCGGCGCCGACGUCAUCUUCGCCACCAACCCGGACCUGCUGAUCACGUGGUCGGGCAUGCAGUUCAGCGAGGACGUGUCCGCCCUGACGACGCGCAAGAACCUGCUGACGGCGCCGUGCUACAAGUGCAGCGCGAUCCGCGACGCGCUGCGCCGCGAGCCCGUGUUCUUCGACCUGGCCAGCUACCCCUGGCAGAACAAAAUCGUCUUUGAGCUGCACCUGUACGCCGGCAGCGAGGACCUCGACACGGGGACGUGCCGGCUGAUCGAGGCCGGGCUGUACCGCAAUGGCUUCAACGCGCUGGGCGUGGCCCCGCGCCCCGCCGCCUGCAACGUCACCGCCGACUGCCCGCCGCCGCAGCGCCUGACCCCUGUAAUCCUCUCCGAGUUCGGCCACGCCCAGGACCCGACCCUGCUGACCGACACCCUGACCAACUGCCUCGCCGACUUCACGAAGCGCUACCGCGCCGGCUGGAUGGCCUGGAGCCUCGCGGGCAGCUACCGCGUGCGCGAGGGCCGGCAGGGGUUCCCGGACACAUGGGGCUUGACGAAUGAUAAUUGGACGGCGUGGCGGUUUCCGCAGGGUGUGGAGGGUUUCUGGAAGCCCUGGGUGAAGGGCAUGAAUAUUACGAAUCCGACUUAGCGGGGUGGUGGCCUGGUGGUCAGUACAUAGGGGGACAGCUGUAAUUACAUAGGGGGUAGAAAUACACUGUGGGGGGUGGGGGGCGUGUGGUAGAUUUGAGAGGCUUGAAUAUUAGUUAGCGAUAAAGACAAGAGGAAAUGAAAC
This is a messenger RNA of Lasiosphaeria miniovina, 1482 nucleotides long. Its product is annotated as glycoside hydrolase superfamily. The record is from RefSeq and is a predicted model, not a curated record. The transcript is spliced from 2 exons. Bases 148 to 1338 code for a protein of 396 amino acids. Lineage: Eukaryota; Fungi; Ascomycota; Sordariomycetes; Sordariales; Lasiosphaeriaceae.